UUGACAGACAUUACAUCACUAGUUUAUCACCAAAGGUCAGCUGGGUCAGGUGGAAGAUUUGGCCGAAUAUUAUAAUUUUUGUUAUAAUUCGGGAUCUUCUAUUGUAAAUUAAAUCACAAAAAUGUUCUCCCGUACCUUGAAGCCCGUCGCCGCUGUAGCUGCCCAGAAUGGCGCCAAGAACUUCUCUACAUCCUCACAGAGGAAUUUCAAAGUUGUGGUGGCUGGUGCCUCCGGCGGUAUCGGCCAGCCCCUGGCUCUGCUGCUGAAGCAGAACCCGCUGGUGACGAAGCUGGCGCUGUACGACAUCGCGCCGGUCACCCCCGGCGUCGCCGUGGACCUGUCCCACAUGGACACUCCGGCCAAGGUCAGCGGUCACAAGGGACCUGAAGAACUCGGCAACGCCAUCAAAGGAGCCGAUGUGGUUGUGAUCCCAGCCGGUGUGCCCCGCAAGCCCGGUAUGACCCGUGACGACCUGUUCAACACCAACGCCUCCAUCGUCCGUGACCUGGCCCUCAGCAUCGCCCAGAAUGCCCCCAAGGCUAUUGUGGCCAUCAUCACCAACCCUGUCAACUCUAUGGUGCCUAUUGCCUCUGAAGUCUUGAAGAAGGCCGGAGUAUACGACCCGAAGCGCGUGCUCGGCGUCACCACCCUCGACGUGGUCCGCGCAGCAGCAUUCAUCGGAGAGAUCAACGGCGUGGACCCCCGCUCCGUGACCAUCCCAGUCAUCGGGGGCCACAGCGGAGUCACCAUCAUCCCCGUGCUGAGCCAGAGCCAGCCCGGAGUCAAGCUCAGCGACCAGGGCAAGAUCAAGGCGCUCACUGAGAGGAUUCAGGAGGCCGGUACUGAGGUGGUGAAGGCGAAGGCCGGCGGGGGCUCCGCCACGCUGUCCAUGGCGUACGCAGGCGCGCGGCUCGCCAACUCCGUGCUCAGGGGGCUCAAGGGCGAAUCAAACGUAGUAGAAUGCGCGUACAUCAAAUCCGACGUGACUGAAGCGCCUUACUUCGCGAACCCCGUGGUCCUUGGCAAGAAUGGAGUGGAGAAGAACCUUGGAUACGGCAAGCUGAACGAAUUCGAGCAGCAGUUACUCAAAGCUGCCAUCCCCGAGCUGCUGAAGAACAUCAAGGUUGGAGAGGACUUCGCUAAGAAGUAAAAAAGUAAAGUUUAGUGCUGCUGGGUUGAGUGGAAUGUCAUAUUGUGCGGAGAAACUAGUAAUAUCAGGGGAUUAAAAAGGAUUGGCCAUUCAACAACAUUACAAUUUGACAUUUGCGCGUAUAAAAGUACGUGCGCAAUGCAAACAAAUGUCGAAUAGCAAAGGGAUUGAAACAAUUCACCUAAAAAUCAAUAUUGCAAUUUGACUUCUGUUGCCAAUAUUGAUUUUUACAUGAACUUCUAUGUGGCCUUAGACCUUUUAGGUGAAUUGCUUAAAUGUGACCCCUAAGUACUCCGUCUGCGAAAGCCAAGCUAACGUAUUUAAUCGCAGUAUUGUAAAAAGCUUACCUUAGGUAUAGAAAGUGUACUUAUGCUUUUUGAUAAAGCUGUUUUGUCCUAUUCAGCUUUAUUAGUGUCGCAAUAGGUCGAAACAGCAUAACUAUGGUUUUCUCUGUCUCCUAGGUUUCUCUGUACAUUAUUGCAAUUCAGCAAUAACUUUGCACAAACAUUUUUAUAAACUUAUUAAUAGUUGAAAGGUGACAACGUAAUAUGCCAGUAAUUCUUCUCUAGUUUUUUUUUAUAGAAAAUAUUUGUUGAUAUUUUUUAUGAUGUAAUAGCUCGACCCGGCUAAAUGUAUGGUAGGAAAUGUAUGUCUAAGAGUAAAGUAAUUAAGAGUAAUUCAUACCCUUAUCAAAUCAUGUAAUAUAUUUUUAUUUAUUUCUAUAUAUUUUUUUGCAUUUUAUUUGGAUUACAUCUAUAUAUUCCUUACCACAGUAUAUAGUAUAAGCCACUGUAGCCAAAGUUACCGUGAUUUAAUACGUGAUAAGUUUGUUUGUAAAUACAACGUUUUGUUUGAGCAUGAUUCCUGGAUGUUGGUAAUAAACAUUUUACAAAUUA
Molecule: messenger RNA, 2046 nt
Organism: Pectinophora gossypiella (pink bollworm)
Lineage: Eukaryota; Metazoa; Arthropoda; Insecta; Lepidoptera; Gelechiidae
Gene: Mdh2
Product: malate dehydrogenase, mitochondrial
Exons: 6
Coding region: 122-1150 (342 amino acids)
Biological process (GO): malate metabolic process; tricarboxylic acid cycle
Cellular component (GO): mitochondrion; cytoplasm
Molecular function (GO): L-malate dehydrogenase (NAD+) activity
Source: RefSeq, a predicted model, not a curated record